AUGGCGCUCUCCAAAGGCGUGACCCUGGACCUCGCAGGUUACCUGGACUCUGCCGAAUGGAGCGACCUCGAGAUCUGCCACGGAGCCGACAGCUACAAGGUUCAUUGCAUUGUCAUGUGCAGCCAGUUGGGAGCGCUGCGACACCCGUCCGUUGAAAUGGAAGUGGAGCUCAAGAACGAUGCUAUAGACCUUAGUCACGAAGAAAAAGAUGCGGUGGCCUCCAUGGUUCAAUUCGCCUACAAUGACGACUACGAUAACGAGCUUCACUCUUGCUCAAGGGACCUUACGGAACAGGCCCUGCAUCAUGUACGAGCCUGUAUCCUCGCGUUCAGAUACAAGGCAUACGGCCUCCGAAACCUGGCCGCAAAUCUUUUAAAAGGCUUAGUCGAGGAGCUCUGGAGUAAGGGGCGGUUCGGAUUCAUUGUUGAGGAGAUUUAUGAGAACACUAAAGAUCCCAUGCUCCGCAACAUCGCUGUUGAUAUCGUCGUCAAUCACUACGCUACCAUCGCACUAAUACGCGGUACGGAUAUCCAUGUCGCGUUGAGUAGCGUUGCAAAAUUCAGUCAGGACUGUUUCACCACGAUGUGCCGGAAAAAGAUUGUCGAGGAAGCCCGCUUGGAUCCCACAAACCGCUACAAAUUCUCUUGCUGCGGAGACCAGUGGCCUAUCGCCAAUGACGGGUGCCUGGAACGCGUAGAGUGCCGAACUUGGAAUACGCCGAUCAUCAAGAGCGCCGAUAAAGAGGAACGGAUCUCCUUGAGCGGUUCGAACACUCCAUAA
Mytilinidion resinicola is the source of this 780-nucleotide messenger RNA. RefSeq lists its product as uncharacterized. NCBI's taxonomy places the organism in Eukaryota, Fungi, Ascomycota, Dothideomycetes, Mytilinidiales, Mytilinidiaceae. Bases 1 to 780 code for a protein of 259 amino acids. The record is from RefSeq and is a predicted model, not a curated record. The transcript has 3 exons.